AUGUCAACGCUCCUAGUAUCCACUGGCGCUUUCCGAGGGCGGUGAAUCCAGAAAGUUUAUAAAUCCUGGUUUUUGCUGGCGACUGCGCAUUCGCACCUUUCACUUUUACUACAAUGUCCCGCGAAUCUAAUGAUCAGGCCCUUCCUUCUGGCUGGAUCAAACAGAUCCAUGAAUCUGGCCAUCCUUACUACGUUGAUACCCGUGCCAAUCCCCUGCGCUCUAUUUGGGUGCACCCUUACGAAGAUGACCAGUUUCUCAGGGAACACCCCGAUAUUCGAGAAAAGACUCGCCUUGCCCCCGACUAUUCCCCCGAAAAUCGUGGUCAUUCUUUUAGCAGAACUUCUGCUCCGCACCACAAGCGCGGGUUCUUUGGGAAACUAAAGGAUAAAGCUAUUGGCUCUAAAGAAGAACGGCAGGCCGAGAAAGACCGGAUCGCAAUGGUGAGUGCGCUUAGCGGCUAUAUCAGGGAAAAUUAGAGAUUCAUUGUGAUGUAGCUCCAGGAGCAGAGUCGUCAACAACAGCAUAGCGCUAACCAGGCU
Molecule: messenger RNA, 539 nt
Organism: Desarmillaria tabescens
Lineage: Eukaryota; Fungi; Basidiomycota; Agaricomycetes; Agaricales; Physalacriaceae
Exons: 2
Coding region: 114-476 (120 amino acids)
Molecular function (GO): protein binding
Source: RefSeq, a predicted model, not a curated record